AUGACCACAGCAACAGAAGAAUCAACCCUCGUCCGAUGUGAGACGGUACCCUUCUCGGAUGCAGAAGAUGCCCCAAUCGGCCGCAGUGGACACCGUGUAGUUUUCAUUGGGGGCGAUCUCUAUGUUGUGGGCGGUUACGUUCAGUACGCCAGUGGACUUCGCGUGGAAGCUGAGAUUUGGGCCUACAAUGUUUUUGCAAAGAUUUGGCGUAGAGUCAGUUUUGGGGGUGCGGAGGCCUUCAAAUUGGCACUCUCAACCGCAGCAAUCUCCUUAGACAACAAAAUCCUCAUCCACGGUGGAACCGGCGUGCCUUUCGGCGAACACAUUGACAAUAGUCUUAUUGUAGUGGAUCUGGCGCGUGAGACCUGUGUCUCCUACCCCUGCAGACCGAAGGACGGUAAACCGGAAAAUAUGCCACAGGCCACUUACGGUCAUACCGUCACGCUUGGACGAAUUGGUGGCAAAUCUAUGCUCUUCAAGGUGGGCGGUGCUAAGGGAUUCACCUACUCCAUCGACAUUUAUGCCUACAGUUUCACCGAAGGUACCUGGGAGGGGCUGUAUAGGCGUGAGAUGGAUGGUGAGCGAAUGGUCACCCAGAGGUAUCGGCACGAUACGGCGCUGUGGAAGGGGAAACUGUACAUAGUUGGUGGCGCCAAUGCCGAUGGAAACCUGCCCUUUUGGCCUGUAAGUAUGCCCUCUUAUUCGUGUUACCAGAGUGUCCUCCUACAGUUGGUUUGA
Messenger RNA from Dibothriocephalus latus, 738 nucleotides. NCBI's taxonomy places the organism in Eukaryota, Metazoa, Platyhelminthes, Cestoda, Diphyllobothriidea, Diphyllobothriidae. The record is from the annotation of a GenBank genome assembly.